UAACAUCUUACAUAUGUUGAGCUGCAAAUCUUGAACAGCGUACUCUAUACUCACAGUGCAUUGCUGCUCUUUUCUUCUCCUCUUGCCUCCUUGCUUGUUGCACGUUUGAACAUCGUCGACAUCACGUCACAAGGAUCCACUGAGAAGCUGUGUCUCCCAGUACAGACAGGCUCUAGAAGUUCAACCUAGAGUCAACACAGAUACAUCGUGUGAAAAUGGAGGGAAAAUCUAAUCUCUCUUUCAUCCUCAACAAGCCCAAGGACGUGGGCUUCGCCGAGCGUUCCGUCCCCAAGCUCAGUUCCCCGCACGAGGUGCUGGUGGCCGUCUCCUGGACCGGCAUCUGCGGCUCCGACGUGCACUACUGGCAACAUGGCGGCAUCGGGUCCUUCAUCGUCAAGGAGCCCAUGGUGCUGGGCCACGAGUCCGCCGGCGUUGUCGCCCAGGUGGGCGAGGCCGUCACCAGCCUGAAGGUGGGCGACCGCGUCGCCAUCGAGCCAGGCUACCCGUGCCGCCACUGCGAGCACUGCCUGCGCGGCAAGUACAACCUGUGCAAGAAGAUGGUCUUCGCCGCCACCCCGCCCGUCCACGGCACCCUGACGGGCUUCUACGCCGCCCCCGAGGACUUUUGCUACAAGCUGCCCGAGAACGUGUCGCUGCAGGAGGGCGCUCUGCUCGAGCCCACCGCCGUGGGCGUGCACAUUGUCCGCCAGGCCAAGGUCCAGCCCGGCCAGAGCGUCGUGGUGAUGGGCGCCGGCCCCGUGGGUCUGCUGUGCGGCGCCGUCGCCAAGGCCUACGGCGCGAGCACCGUCGUGCAGGUCGACAUUGUCCAGUCCAAGCUGGACUUUGCCAAGGGGUUCUGCGCCACGCACACGUACCUGUCGCAGCGCGUCAGCGCCGAGGAGAACGCCGCCAACAUCAAGGCGUCCGCCGGCCUGCCCGACGGCGCGGAUGUGGUUAUUGAUGCGUCCGGCGCCGAGCCGAGCAUCCAGGCCUCGAUUCACACUCUCAAGGUCGGCGGCACGUACGUUCAGGGCGGCAUGGGCAAGGACGACAUCACCUUCCCCAUCAUGGCGUUUGCGAUCAAGGAGGCGACGGCGCACGGGUCGUUCCGGUACAACAGCGGUGACUACAAACUUGCCGUGGAGCUGGUGGCGAGCGGAAAGAUCGAUGUGAAGAAGCUGAUUUCGGGUCAGGUGCCGUUUGAGGAGGCAGAACAGGCAUUUGAGAAGGUCCUGGAAGGAAAGGUCAUCAAGAUGUUGAUCGCGGGGCCGAACGAGAAGAUAUAAUGGCGUCGAGCCACGGGGCAAGAGCCCUUUGACCCAAACACGCCGCCUGUGUAGAUGUAAUGACAGCAAGUGGAGGUUAACAAGGGCCAGAGUUCAAAAUGCAAAAACAUGUCU
Messenger RNA from Cryphonectria parasitica EP155, 1400 nucleotides. RefSeq names its product GroES-like protein. Gene Ontology annotation, biological process: D-sorbitol catabolic process. Gene Ontology annotation, molecular function: zinc ion binding; L-iditol 2-dehydrogenase (NAD+) activity. NCBI's taxonomy places the organism in Eukaryota, Fungi, Ascomycota, Sordariomycetes, Diaporthales, Cryphonectriaceae. The transcript has 2 exons. The record is from RefSeq and is a predicted model, not a curated record. Bases 216 to 1286 code for a protein of 356 amino acids.